Molecule: messenger RNA, 480 nt
Organism: Corticium candelabrum
Lineage: Eukaryota; Metazoa; Porifera; Homoscleromorpha; Homosclerophorida; Plakinidae
Product: centriolar satellite-associated tubulin polyglutamylase complex regulator 1-like
Exons: 1
Coding region: 1-480 (159 amino acids)
Source: RefSeq, a predicted model, not a curated record
AUGGAUUGCUUGGUGGCUUUUCGUGACUUUAUUUAUGCCUUUCAAGUGCAAUUUGUAUAUGAAGAGUUUCUCAAGUUCUGCCUUGAGGUAUACUCAAGUGUCUUGGCUGCUGCUAUUAGAGCCAACUCAGAGUCAACAGCAUCGAGAGUGGUGGUAGUACCAACCUCUACCAUUUCACCAACAAAGCCUAAAGAUAGCAAAGAUACAAACACGACGACAGUUCCUGAAAAUGUUGAUUCUCUCGUGUUUAUUGGUUUAUUAGAAGAACAGUUGGAGUGGAGGAAGUUGUCCUGUUAUCCUCCUAUGGACGUCUUGCGUCAUAUAUUGAAAUACAAACAACCUUUAUCUUACUAUGAAUUUGUUAGCUUGGCGGUGAAGUCAGAGAAAGUCAAUGAACACUUGGGUGGAUUGCCCUCGAGUGAGAAACUAUUCGCAUGCUCUCUGUUUUCAUCUACUUUUAGAAAACAAUCACAUACUUAG